AUGCUGCAGCAGAUCCUGCACGACAUGUACAUCGACCCUGAGCUCCUCGCUGAGCUCAGUGAUGUGCAGAAACACAUCCUCUUCUACAAAAUGCGCGAGGAGCAGCUGAGGCGCUGGCGGGAGCGCGAGGCUUGGGAGGCCCUGGCCCAGGCCGAGGGCCUCAGGCCCACGAAGGUCAAGCGAGCAGCGAGUAACAAGCACAUCCAGUGGCUCCUGGGCGAAGACGGCGAGGUCUGGGUCUGGAUCAUGGGAGAAGGUCCUGGCGACAAGCCCUAUGAAGAGAUCUCGGAGGAGCUGAUUGCAGAGAAGGCCCGGCUGCAGGCCCAGAGGGAGGCCGAGGAGCUCUGGAGACAGAAAGAGGCAGAGAUUACCAAGACGUUCCGGGAUGCUCUGGCCAAUGAGAAAGCCCGGAUCCUGGCAGAGAAGUGGAAAGUGGAGAUGGAGGACCGCAAAGCUGCCAAAGUCCUGGAGGAGCGCAUUCACGAGGAAUUCAAGAGGAAAGAGGAAGAGGAGAGGAAGCGAGGGGAAGAGCAGAUCCGCCUGCAGGAGGAGCGGAGAGCCAGGGAACUCUACUGGACCCUGAAGCAGGCGCAGCUGCAGGGCCAGGCCAGCGAGGACGAGGAGCGCGCGUGGGAGGAGCAGCUGCGUCGGUCUAAGGCAGCUGACGAGGAGAGAAGCCGCCGGGCCCAGCAUGCCCGGGACGAGUACCGGCGCCUUUCGCUCCGUGCCAUCCAGAAGGGCACCGUCGCUGGCCUCAGCUUCAUGUUCCAAGAGCUUGGCCAGAACCAUGAGCAGGAGGCCAGACUCUACCACCACUUUCCGGGCUUGGGUCCGCCACUACCCCUCGCAGUGCCUGUCAGGACUUGGGAGCGCCCACUGCGUCCUGUCUCCAGAGAAGUCAUAGUCCGCUGGUUUAAGGAGGAGCAGCUGCCCCGCCGAGCUGGCUUUGAGAGGAACACCAAGUCCAUCGCCCCCUGGUUUCAUGGAGGAAAUUAUCACUGUUUCAGGGGGAGAGUUGCUGCAGGAACCCUGUGGACAGAGGGACAGCCCACCAGACUACCAUCUGUUAUUUGA
This is a messenger RNA of Molossus molossus (Pallas's mastiff bat), 1074 nucleotides long. It is a transcript of the gene SH2D4B, whose product is annotated as SH2 domain containing 4B. Gene Ontology annotation, cellular component: cytoplasm. The coding region runs from base 1 to 1074 and encodes 357 amino acids. The transcript is spliced from 7 exons. The record is from RefSeq and is a predicted model, not a curated record. NCBI's taxonomy places the organism in Eukaryota, Metazoa, Chordata, Mammalia, Chiroptera, Molossidae.